This is a messenger RNA of Anthonomus grandis grandis, 3612 nucleotides long. It is a transcript of the gene Srrm234, whose product is annotated as serine/arginine repetitive matrix protein 2. NCBI's taxonomy places the organism in Eukaryota, Metazoa, Arthropoda, Insecta, Coleoptera, Curculionidae. Gene Ontology annotation, molecular function: mRNA binding. The record is from RefSeq and is a predicted model, not a curated record. The coding region runs from base 215 to 3103 and encodes 962 amino acids. The transcript is spliced from 10 exons.
AUUUUUAAUUCAGCAAUUCCAGCAUAGGGCAAAAGAAUCAGAACGUAUUUGGGGUCAUAAAUGGGUGGUUGCGAAUUUUUGUGUUCUAUGAGUGUGUGUAGUGUUAGUUAGGAUACAUAUAUAUCCUUCAAUAACCUUAAAAACCCUGUAAUAUUAAAAGUUUAGGGGUUACACUUAUUAACAAGGUUUUACCCUGCUUUGCUUGUAUUUAAACAUGUAUAAUGGAAUAGGACUACAAACACCUCGGGGAUCAGGCACCAAUGGUCAUGUCCAACGCAAUUGGGCCUUAGUUCGGUCUUCAGAUAAGUCUAAAGCUUAUAAAACUGAACAGGAGCUUGUGCUAUUAGAUAAGGCCAAUAAUAAACAACCUAAUAAGGAAAUAUUAGAUCAUGAGAAGAAACGCAAAGUGGAACUGAAAUGUGCAGAGUUUGCAGAAUUAUUGGAAGAACAAGGUUUUUCAGAAGAGGAUAUCUUGGAAAAGGUGAAUAACUAUCGAAAGAUGCAUUUAGGAUCCUACAACAAAGUGAGCAAAUCUGUUAAUGAAUGGGGAAAGAUCAAUGUGACAGAAACUCACCAAUUGGCAGAAGCCCAACAAGAGAAGAACGCGAGGCUCCGUGAGGCUUUUGGAAUAUCGGAGUAUUUUGUGGAAGGUAGCAGUUUCGACCAUGAUAGACAGGCCAAAGAGAAAUUGGCCGCGAGUGCUAAAGCGGCCGAGCGAGAAAAAGAGAGAAUCUUAAAUAAGGAGAAAGAGCUGGACGUCGGGAGGUACGAAUUAGUGAGGAGUCCUUCGGUGGAGAGUAGCGAGGAGGACAAGAAGAAGAAAAAAAGGAAACCGAAAGAUAGCAGUUCAUCCAGUGAAGAGUCCAAAAAGAAAAAGAAGAAGAAGUCAAAAAAGAAGGAGAAAUCGUCCAGGAAGUCCAGGGAUCGUAAGAAAAAGAAACGACAGAGGAGCGAGUCAAGCGAUGACGACUCAUCCCAGAGUUCUGACGAAUCUGAAGAGGAGGGAAAGAAGAAGAAAAAGAAGAAAGAAGAGAAAAAGAAAUCUAAAAAGAAGAGGGACUCAUUGGAAGAAUCUUCUGGAAAAAGGUUGUCUGCAAGCAAAAAAUCUAAAAAAGACAAUGAAUUCAAAGAAAAAGAAACAAAGAGUAGACGGGAUCAUUCAAGGCAACGUAAGAGGAAACGUUCUGAAUCACGCGAUAGCUCAGCCGAUUAUAAAUCUCGACGAAAUGGUCGAUCGCCAAGGAGAUCACGAAGAUCACCUUCAGAUAGGAGAGAACCUGAAAAAUACAAAGCGAAAACCAAGUCUAGGAGCCCAAACAGACGUAGAUCUCCAUCGAAAGAAGAUCAUAAGGAAAUCAAAAAGGCUUUUAAAGAAACCCGACAUCGAUCGAGGUCACCGUCAAAAAGGGACCGAAGCAAUUCUCUGGAAACCCGAAAGAAUGAUAAAAAGCGUAGUAGGUCAGGGUCAAGACAAAGAAAGACUGAUCUUAAAAGGAAAAGGUCACAUUCUCGAGAGCAUAGAAGGCAUUUCUCCGAAGAUCGAAGAGAGAAGGCAAGCAGGUCAAGAUCCAGAGAGAAAAAACUUAAAAGGAAGCGAUCAGUUUCUAAGUCAAAUAAAAAAGACUAUAACAGAGCUCAUAGUGGUUCUCCUGAAGCUAAAAGAGAUACUAAAAGAAGUAGGUCUAGAUCCAUGCAAAGAAAGAGGUCAAAUUCUAAAUCUAAGAGAGAUCGAAGCAGUUCUUCUGAGUCUCAAGCCGAAAAAACCGUUAGGUCCAAAUCUCCUAUAAAACAUGACGUGCAGCGUAAAAGAUCCAACUCUCGAUCCAGAAGAGACCAUAGAAGAGCUCGAAGCGAUUCCUCAGAAACCAGAAGAGAAAAGGAAAAUAAAAGCCACAAGCCUGAAAGGAAUGAUGCAGACAGAAGAAGGUCCCGAUCCAGACGGGACGAUCGUAAAAGAGACCGCAGCGCUUCUUUUGACACUCGAAAACAAUCAAGUACAGAUCGGCGAAACCGAAGUAAUUCCCGUCAAAAGACGAGAGAAAAAGACAGAAGCAAAAGCCGCUCACCACCUAUUAAACAAAAAACUAAAUCUCCUGAACGCAAGAGGCGUUCCAACUCAACCAAUCGAAAUCGCUCUGGCUCUUCAAAACACCAUCUUAGUAUUGGGUCCAGUCCACCCAGAUCGAAAAUCAGCAUAUCAAAUGAGGAAAUACCUAGCAGGAGCGAUAGUGCUGACAGAAAACGUCGCCCCCUAACUCCGGAAAAACGACGCUCGAAAUCCCCGAUCUUGGAAAGGCACACCAAAUCGAAGACUCCAACUGUACCUUCACCACCGAAAUUGAAAAAGGAAAAAUAUCCCAAAUCAAAAAAGCAGGUUCCAGUAGUAAAGUUACGUGAAUCGUCAAGCGAACCAGAAUCUUCAAAUAUCAGCGAAAAAGCGGCGGCGGAGGAAGAGAACCAACAAAAGCAAGAGGACAAGGAACUUCGCCUUUUGAAGCUGUUGAAAACGGGACUUGCCGCCAAAGCCAAAGAAACGCUGGAAAAGAAGAAGGAGCAAAAUGUGCAACCCGAUAUGUUUGAUAUCAAAGUGUUACCUCUUAAGAAGGAUACGCCAGCUGAAGGCAAAAUAAAUAAAGAUGAUUUUGACAUACGUCGCAGUCGAAGCAGGGCAUCGAAAUCGAGGUCGAAAUCUAGAGAUAAAAGUUCCUCCGAGGAUAGGAGUAGCAAAUCGAGUCGUAGCGUGAGUUCUGAUUCUAGAAGUUCCAGAAGUAGUUCGCGUUCAUCAAGCAGCUGCUCCAGAUCUUCUAGGUCCAGUCGAUCCAGCUCCUCUCGAUCUUCUUAUCAGUCGAGUUGCUCCUCGAGAAGAUCGAGAUCCAUCUCGAUACCGCGGCGACAUGGAUCGCCCAGCUUUUUAUCACGAAGAAGGAUAACAAGUGCAAGAAAACGGCCCAUUCCGUAUACCAGAUCGUCUCCCAGAUCACCAAGCAGCGAUAGCAGCUCUUGUAGCCCUUAUUAUUCAGCGAGAAGAUCACGGACAGGAUCGAGAUCAAAAACUAGAAGUCCAUCUGUUUGUAGAUCCCCAAGCAAAUCACCUAGAGUUUAGUUUUUUAUGGUUAUGUGCAAAACUUAGCAAGAUUUAUUGCAAACUUAACCGUUUGUUUCAAGUCUUUUUUGUUAAACCAAGUAGUUCGCGUUUAAAUAACAGCAAUUAUUUAAGUGAUCUCUCAAACAUUCCAAGGUAAACAUUUAUUAUUUAUUGAAUCCCUUUAAAAAUGAAAUUAUUGUGAAAUUGUUAUACAGUAUUGAUGUUGUUAAAUGAUAUUAUUUACUAAACAAAGUUCAAAAAUAUCGAUCGAUAAUGUACCUACUAUAUAGUUUACAUUUUUUUUAAAUCCAGAGUAAGUUUUAGCCUAUUCAAGGAUUUUUUUACUCACUAGUCAAAUCUACUCGUGUUUAUGUGAUAUUUUAUUUAUUUAUUUAUUUAACUAUGCCUUUGUAGGAAGAAUGUACUAACUAUACACUGUCCUCCAUUACGUUCUUGAGUUUUAAUCAGAUGAAGGACACUGUAUAUUAACAAUUUAUGUAUUCAAUAAACAACUAUUAUUAACAGAA